Messenger RNA from Mycotypha africana, 255 nucleotides. RefSeq lists its product as uncharacterized. The record is from RefSeq and is a predicted model, not a curated record. NCBI's taxonomy places the organism in Eukaryota, Fungi, Mucoromycota, Mucoromycetes, Mucorales, Mycotyphaceae. The annotation marks the transcript as partial. The transcript is spliced from 2 exons.
UGUGUUCCGCGAAUAACCAGAUAUUUGUCGGUGCCUUUUUUGUACAACAUCAAACCAUUGAUAGAGGGCUGAGGGUCAUAGUAUAACAGAUACCAUAGCGGAAUGGGAUGGUUAUAUUAUCUGUUGUCAAUGUUUUUGUGUGCGUUCAUGGGUGACUUUCAAAGAUAAGCACUAUAAAAUAUAUUGCUUUCUUAUACUCAAAUGUUGUCUCUUUCGCUUUUAUUUCACGUUUUAUGAUACAUACUAUGACCCAUG